AUGUUAGAAUUAACCACUGAUACCCCGGACCCGAAAAUAAUUGGCAAAGGUAUCGAUCUUUUCAAACCCCUUUUAAAAAAGGUCCGACACUUUGACAACAACAUCGUCCUGUUGUCUGCCGUCGCCGGAAACUCCUCGUCUGAAAAUAACUGGGACACGAUCGACAUCCAGGGAUGGGAAAAUAAACAUCUUAUCAACAAUACGUACAAGUGCUGUGUGCGGUAUACAUCCGGUAAGGUGCGGUCGGUUCCGGCGACCAGGACCAUCUGGUCGAAUGUUGUGUCAGAAAUGACGGCCAUGCACUUUGUCUGCUCUAAUCUUACCUCCCGAUCCGGAGAGAUACCAGACGUUGCCACUCUAGCGGACCGCAAGCAGGAGUGCCAUAACUUAUUCGACUGGUACCUACCCUUGAAAUUCGCGCAUGCACAUAAAAACGAGAUCGCCGUUUGUGGUAAGAUCGCCUACGGCAGCUUGGCAGCCGAUGACCUGCUCAGCUGGUUCGAGCUUCACCGCCGGCUGGGCGUCACCAAGGUGCUCGUGUUCACUCAUGACCUGAACCCUGAGGCGACUCGGGUACUGCAGUACUACCGUGCGCUCGGAAUGGCUGAUACAGUUCCCCUCGUAACGGUGUUUGAAUGCCUGGCGCUCCUGCGCGGAUACCGUUACCUCGCUCUCGUGGACACGGAUGAGUACCUAAUAUCCAACCGGGGACUGACGUGGAUGGACAUGCUGGACGAAUUGUUCGCUAAAUAUCCUGCCGCCGCGGGCCACAACUUCCUCGUGAAAGUGCACGUUAUAUCACCGAACUUGAAGAGCAAUAGCUCGCAGUUCAAAGUAGGACAGUUCUUGAACAGCACGCGCCCUUUGCCUGACCGGAUGAAGCACGUGACAAUACCUGAUCGACUGGCUCCUGGUUUUGCGAUGUACUUCACACAGGCGGCUUUCUUACCUAUUCCAUUUAGAGCAGACGUGGUGUCGCAUCCUGUCAAUGCGUGA
This is a messenger RNA of Dreissena polymorpha, 996 nucleotides long. RefSeq lists its product as uncharacterized. Bases 1 to 996 code for a protein of 331 amino acids. The record is from RefSeq and is a predicted model, not a curated record. The transcript has 5 exons. NCBI's taxonomy places the organism in Eukaryota, Metazoa, Mollusca, Bivalvia, Myida, Dreissenidae.